Molecule: messenger RNA, 1848 nt
Organism: Centruroides sculpturatus (bark scorpion)
Lineage: Eukaryota; Metazoa; Arthropoda; Arachnida; Scorpiones; Buthidae
Exons: 1
Coding region: 1-1848 (615 amino acids)
Source: RefSeq, a predicted model, not a curated record
AUGUAUAAAGACAUUUUUUUCUGGGUGGAAACAAAUGACGGUAAAACAACAUUAAUACGCCAAAAAAGAGGAGUCAGGCAGGGUGACCCAGCUUCACCACUAAUCUAUAACAUAGUCAUCGAGAAUCUUUCCCGUAAACUGAACAGCUGUGCCAAGACCUCGCUUGGGUUCAACCACCUUCUCUACGCAGACGACUUGACCGUCCUAGCCGAAACACCACAACAUCUGCGCCAGCUGCACAACACUGUUACUAGAUUCCGCGAAACUACUGGUAUACGUAUCAAUACUGAAAAAUGUAAACUGAUGGCCAGCAAAUCUCACGGAAAGGGCAUAUCACGGAGAAUCGACGACACUACUAUCCGUCUUAAGGUAAAUAACAGGAACAUCCCGUUAUGCAAAGGCAAAGACUCUUUCAAAUACCUCGGUAACCAAGUGGGAAUGAGGAACAAUAGUCUUUACGCUUCGUUCCACGAACUGUUAAAUUACACCAAACGGCUGCUCAACAACACCGCCAACUGUUGCCUACACCUCUACCAAAAACACCACCUAAUUAGAACCUUCAAUACACCAAAGUGGGAAUACUUCAUCCGUCUCAAUGGUCUUGGCAUCUACCAAGCGGACCUCUUGGGCAGAGCAUUACGUGAGGCUAUAAGAAAAUAUCUUAAACUACCGGCCCAUACACAUCGUGCAUUCUUUCAUGCCGACCGAAUAAGUGGAGGCCUAAACAUUCCUGAGCCUUGGAACUGGAGCUGUGCUACACAAGUGAAACAUGUGAUCAGUUUGCUAAACUCGGACGACAAUAUUAUAAAACAAACCAUAAGAAACGAAAUAACCACUCUGCUGAAACUAAGAUACCACACUGAAUGCACUCAAAAUAAACCACAUAACGAAAUAAUAACGCAGUUUCUUAACGGCGAACUAGAAAAUCAAAAAAAAGCACGGACAGUAGAUUGCAUGGACCCUACUGCACACGCUCCAAAGGCAUUUAAAACCAGCAAUGCCAAGGUGAUAUGUGCAGAUGGGGUCUUCCAUAUCAUGAUCACGAAUUCAUCGAAUAGCAACGAAAAUUUCCUUAUUAAACAUGACGCUAUUAUAAAAAAAUUAAAGCACUACAACCAACUACAGUUAGCAAGUCAAUGGCAUUCAGCUGGUAGACAGGGAAAAUUAAUGGCUUGCACGAGAAACUAUGUAUCCAACUCUUGGAUGAAUACAGGGGAGCUACAUCCAUCCUUAUACAGCUUCUCCAUCAAAGCAAGAAUGGAUUUACUCCCAACAAAUAAUAACAAAAAAUUUUGGAAUAUGACAACGAAUGACAGAUGCUCCCACUGCCAGCAAAUAGAAGAUAUCCAACAUCUUCUGUCAUUCUGCCCUCACUAUCUACCCCUUAGACGGGAAAGGCAUGACAAAAUUUUAAAUAGAAUUGCCAAAACGGUUAGAUACAACAACAGAGGGGAAAACAUUAAUGUAAGAAUUAAUCAGGCAAUACCAGAAAUGGAAAAUGAUACCCUCAGACCAGAUAUAGUUGUCGAGAAUACAGAAUGCAAACAAAUAACCAUUAUAGAUCUGGCAAUAAGGAAUCAAUAUGGAGAAGACUGCUUAACUAAAGCGAGACAAGCAAAAAUAGAUAAGUACAAACAUAUUAAAACUUUCUACGAAACGAAAGGCUAUCAAGUAUUACUCGACGCAGUGGUUUUUGGUGCUUUAGGUGCAACAGACACAAAUAACACAGAACUAUUCAAAAAAUUAAACUCGCCAUGGAAUUAUAUUAAAAAGAUGCACAAGUUCAUCAUUAACGACAUACUCCGUGCUGGUUACCACAUAUGGAGAAAAAGAUCCACACGACCAUAG